This is a messenger RNA of Silurus meridionalis, 4756 nucleotides long. It is a transcript of the gene ctdsp1, whose product is annotated as CTD (carboxy-terminal domain, RNA polymerase II, polypeptide A) small phosphatase 1. The transcript has 7 exons. The record is from RefSeq and is a predicted model, not a curated record. Bases 324 to 1118 code for a protein of 264 amino acids. Lineage: Eukaryota; Metazoa; Chordata; Actinopteri; Siluriformes; Siluridae. Gene Ontology annotation, molecular function: RNA polymerase II CTD heptapeptide repeat phosphatase activity.
GCCUUGAAACAGCUGAGUUCCAUGUUUGUAUCUUGAAAUUGAGAGCAGAGCUGAACUCCAUGUUGUAACAAAGUUGCCAUUAAGAAACGAAACUUUUUUUUCUCCCCAAUUUUCUUUUUUUUCUAAUUAUUUUUUCUUUGUUUCUACAAGACAAAAACAACAAAACAACAACAACAAGGAAAUAACCUCGCGAUCGGCGCGCAUGAUGCAUUUCCUGAAGUGCUGUUAGGAUUGGUGUGGGCGCUAAGCGUGGGGAAUUUUGCUCGGCUGUGAGUGUGUAGGAGUUUAGAAAUUGCAGAAGUGCGGGAUUUUUGCGGGGCUUCAUGGACGCGCCGUCAUCCAUCAUCACGCAAGUGAGUCGGGAUGAAGAGCCGAGCGCUCCUCUGCGGGACAAAGGUGCUCCAGUGCAUGCGGCGUCAAACUCAAAGAAGCCACGCAACCGCGGCUUUUUCCGCAGUCUCUUUUGCUGCAUGUGUCAUGACGAAACAGAUCAGCUGCCCGUCAAUAACAACGCGCCGCUCCUGGUGGAAGAGAAUGGAACCAUCUCAAAAGUGCCUGCCAAGCCGCUUCUUCCGCAGAGCAAAUCUAAAGACGCGGGAAAAAUUUGCGUAGUGAUCGAUCUGGACGAGACGCUAGUGCACAGUUCGUUUAAGCCGGUGAACAAUGCUGAUUUUAUCAUUCCGGUGGAGAUCGAUGGGGCUGUACACCAGGUGUAUGUACUGAAGCGACCUCAUGUCGACGAGUUCCUAAAGCGGAUGGGCGAAUUAUUUGAGUGCGUGCUGUUCACUGCAAGCUUAGCCAAGUAUGCAGAUCCCGUGUCGGACCUGCUGGAUAAGUGGGGUGCCUUCCGCUGCCGUCUCUUUCGAGAAUCCUGCGUGUUUCACCGUGGAAACUAUGUUAAGGACCUGAGCCGCCUGGGCAGGGACCUCAACAAAGUCAUCAUCGUGGAUAACUCUCCAGCAUCAUACAUCUUCCACCCAGACAAUGCUGUCCCCGUAGCCUCUUGGUUUGAUGACAUGGCCGACACUGAGCUGUUGGAUUUGAUCCCGUUCUUCGAGAGACUGAGUAAAGUGGACGACGUGUACGCUGUGCUCAAACAGCAGAGGACUAGCAGCUAACGCGAUCAACGGGGGGCAGCUUUCACCACGCGGCCAGGGAGGCUGGCGGGGUUCGGAGCGCCACUUCCCUUCUACACGGGAUCAGCCGCCGGCUCCUCUCCUCUUUAUCACCUACCCAGAAUUCCAUUUUCGCAGGAGGUUUGUCAGAGAAACAGAGUUGAUGGAAACCUGGUAUGGCUAGAACGAUGGAACUGCGAAAGACUGCUUUCUCUCACACACACACACACACAAAAAAAAAGAAAUGUAUCAAUUUUUUAACACUUGAAUGUGUUAUUUCUUCUUUUGUAACUUUUUUCACUUUAAAAGGUAAGGUAGAGGGAAGCCCCAUUUAAACUGAUUAUCACUGAUUUUACAUUGAAAAAGGAUUUAUUUUUUCCUUCAAAGACCACAUAAUUGUGCUGAUUUUCUAGAGAAUCGUGGCAACAUUUUGGCAAGUAGCCUCACGUUUCACGGGUUUGACAUGCAACAAGGGCGUUUUAAAGAUCGGACGUUUUUUUUUUUCUUUCUAGGAGGAACUCGGAGAACCAGAAUUUCUCCCCAGGCAUUAUUAAUAAGGAGCCAAGGGAACUUAAGGAUUCAUUCCAAAACUGGGUGGGGAUCGAGCCAAAUUCUGGGCUGUCACCAAACAGAUGUGCAUUGUUAAGUGACAGCAUUCUGCUUACGUUUUUUUUUUUUUUGUCUACUUUCUUCGGUUGCGUGUAAGGGAUGCGACAUUCAUUAAUAGGCCGAUCAGACUGCAGUGUCUUUCUCUUCUGAGUGGAGAAGAAGGGUUAUGUAGAAGGAAACUCGUGUGUGGCGUGUGUCAUCCGUUUUCUGAAAUUAGAGAAUGCUCACAUUGUUUAUUAAAAGCUCCAAAAGACAAAAAGUUUUAGUACAUACUGAAGAGCUCCAAACUAUCAGUUCCCUUUCCUGCUUUCAAGAAGAUAAUCUACAUUAGUAAAUUCCUCAUUGGUAUCUGCAGGUUGUGUAAAGUGUGUCUUCGUAUAAGGCAGGAGUAUAAGACAUAGGAGUCGUAGUGAAACAUGAGUUGACUUGCCAGAAUGUCAACGUUGUUCUUUUAAGGCAUUUUUUGACCUAGUGAGGAUGUGCAGUAUCACCAGAAAUCACAUAGUAUACUAUGCUUUCUCUUAUUAUAUAUAUUUUUUUCCCUUAAAAAAAAAGCCCAAAUGUAAAUGGUUAUUAAUUCCUUUCCCUGGUUUUGACUUGGUAUGUAUGAAAGGGAAGCAGGAAGGACACUUUUGGUGAUGAGGGUGUAGAGUGGAUAAGGGGGCUACCUUUAAACAAAAUUGACACAGGGCAUGCUUUCAUUUCCUUCACUGAGGUGAAGUCAAUCUUAUGUACCCCAAGUGCUCUUUAUCGAAUCCAGUUUACACUGUGCAAAUGACCGAUUCAAAUUCAUAACCGUAAGCCAUUUAAGUAUAUAUUACUAAAAAGAAAAAAAGUAUUCUAAAACCAAUCUUUCCAGUCAAAGUGCAUUUUGUACACAUUAGAAAAGCGCCUUAAUUAUUAUUCAAACUGUGACACACUUUCUGGAGCGAGAACUCCAACUCGGGUGCCUUAGAGUCGGACAUGCAGCUUUCUCUGCCUAGCAAUGCCAAUGAAUGUGGACAUUCUAAAUUUACCUUAGCACUAUGGUCAGGUGGACUUUUUCGCAAGUGUUGACGCUGUGAUGUUUGACGAUGCGUUCGGACAGGAUAAUCAAGAAAAAGUAGGAGGACUUGAUUGCGACAAUGAUGAUGAUUCAGCUGUUUGUAACAUUGGUGUUUUGUCCUUUUUUUUUUGUUUUGUUUUAGAAUUUGUACAGGCAUGAUUAUGGUAGGGCCAUGCUGAUUUUCUCUACUUACGAUAAUGAGUUGUAGUGCUGCACAAAGCGAAAGAGAAACUGGCCUGAAGAUUUGAGUAAUGCUUCUUUUUGAAAAGCACAUCUGGUGUCUUCUAUUAUAUGUAUUUAAACUUGGCCUCGUAUUUGCUCACUGUUAUAGAAAAUCGCAUUGAACGUCUAAAUUACUCUAAUGUAUUUAUUACAUCAGUUUUUCUUUUAUACAAGUAGAGAGAGCGGUACUACCUGCGGAUUUGACAUUUUAAUAGGGCAAAGAAAAGAAGACUACGAACGAUCUAGUGGCUAAGCCUCCAGGUGCAUUUUUAAAAAAUAUAUAAAAUGUUUUAUUUACUGUAGAGGAUGUAAAAGUUCUCUCGGAAUGCAAAUAGUGUUGACGCAACGGCAAAAUUAAGCUAAAUCCCAUAUUUGACAUGGUACAUUCCUAAAGGCUUCAUCAAUCUCAUAGAUCCAUCUCACUGGUCUAAAACAGCGCUUAUUUAUUUUCCUAGCUUAAUAUAACCCGUUUCGCUGGUGUCCAAGUCUAUGCUCCCAACCCCCGGUUUCUUAAUAACAGUAGUUAAUGUAUGCUAAGUUUUUGUAACUGUAAAUCUCAGUAGGAGUCCGUGAUUGUUUUUAGCUCCUGAAGAUAUUGUCAUUGUAAUAAGCAGCAUUGAAGACAUAGCAGUGUCUUUUUUGUUGUUUUUUGUUUUUUAGCGCAGCACCAGCACCGACGUACACUCACAGUAGAAUAUGCAGCACAGCCCUAAUUAAAAGAGGGACAGAAUAUCUGGUCCUGUGUGUAUAAAACGUCUCAGGAUACCGCUAGUGAUUCAGGAUCCACCCUCCUCAAUCAGUGAAAGGUUUCUCAUCAGGGUAGAAAAGACAUGAUCCACUCCACAGGGUAUAGGCGCAAAAGUGGUUGUAUAAAAUCAGAUGUAUCCAUUGUCUCGAUUUGAUCUAUAAAAGUGUAUUAUAUAUCAGCAAUCCUGUUUUCAACAUUCUUUGAGUUUAACACAUAAGCCAGGUGUUUCCGUAUGACUCGUGAUUCGCUGACGUUUUAGAAGUUAUGUCUCCCCCUGGAGUUCAGUUGUAUGCAGUGUUUUAUGACUUUAUCACUACAGUUCUUUGGUAUGAUAUUGUAUGAGUCACUAUGCAAGUAAAACUGAUAAGCAAACAAUCAUCCACCCAUUCCUAUCAGCAAUUAUCAGUGACGCUUUUCUUUUCUGCCCUUAUUUUAAUGUUGAAACUUUUUUUUUUGUUUGUUUUGUUUUUUAAGAAAACAACUCUUCAAAAGCGUACAUUUGACAGCUCAGAAAAUUAACGUGAAACUCCAAUCAGGAAUGGGUUCUAGAUUCAGUCGAGUUUAGCUAAGAUACAAAAGCAUAGCGUAAUCAUAUUUACUGCCGUUUAGCCAAGUCCUGAUUUGAGUUUUAAGCGUCUGUCUGUAUUGAUGUGCUCAAGUACAAGAGUAACACGAUGUAUAUAGCCAUUUAUUUAACAUGUGUACCCAUCUGCUUUUUCAUUUGUUAUACUGUACUGUCCCCAUGCUUUACUACAUUUAAACAAACACCACAUUUGUCCCACACCUCUGUAUGUCUGGUAAUUUGUGUAGGUCAAAGCAAAUUCAGCAUUAAUGGGUAGAGAUGUUCUGUUUCCUUUCUUUCGUUUUGUGGAUUUUUUUUUUUUUUUUUUUUUUUUUUUGGAAAUAGGAAAGCCACGUUUAAAUUAAGUCGGCUGUAACCUAGUCUUGAAACUUUUGUAAUUAUUAAUUGUAUUUUACUGUACUGAAUGAGCUAUACCAUAAAUGAAACUGAUAGAA